AUGCACGCAACAAGCAGCGCAUCCCAUACUCUCCGCUUAAGCGCCAGACAAUUUUCAACUUCCGCCCGCCGACAUACACCCUCGGGGCUCAGGAUCAAUUCUGAUCGACUAUGGGAGACAUUGCACAAGACUUGUGAAUGGGGAGCAGCCCAUCACUAUGGCGAAAAGUCAACGGAGACAGGUAUGGCUCGUCUCACACUCACGGAUGACGAUGCUCGCGUACGCUCGUGGCUUGCUGCUGAAGUCAAAAAAUUGGGUUGCACACUUUCUGUUGAUCAGAUGGGUAACAUGUUCGCACGGCAGCCAGGCUCACUCAAGUCGUCUACACCGAUGAUUGCGAUGGGUAGCCAUCUCGACACCCAGCCUCGGGGUGGUCGUUAUGAUGGCAUCCUUGGAGUUAUGGCUGCGUUGGAAGUGUUGCGGACUAUGAAAGAUAGUGGAUUCAAGACUAAUCACGAUGUUGGUAUUGUGAACUGGACUAAGUGCCGAGGAGGUGCUAGGUUCCCUAAGUUCAUGUGUUCCUCCGGUGUCUGGGCUGGCGCCAUUCCAAUCGGCAAGGCUUGGGAUUUGCGCGAUAUUCACAACCCUGACGUAAACCUCCGGUCUGAGCUUGAGAGGCAUGGGUAUCUGGGAGAUAUUCCCUGCUCGAGUGAUGAAAAAAUCGGAUAUCCUCUUGGGGCUCAUUUUGAACUUCACAUCGAGCAGGGACCUAUCCUUGAGGGGACUGGUCGGUCGAUCGGUGUCGUCCAGGGAGCUCAGGGAUACAGAUGGUUUACUGUCACUAUCCAUGGGAAGGACGCUCACACUGGAACGACACCGCUCAGCACCCGCAAGGAUCCUGUACGGGCGGCUUCUAAGAUGAUCGCUGUGUCGAACGAAAUUGCCUCUCGACACAACGCACUAGUCUCGUCUGGCAUUUUCAAAGUGCCACCGAAUGCAUCGACCAACACUCUCGCUACAAAUGCGACUUUUACUCUUGAUAUCCGACACCCAAAUGACAGCGUCGUGUAUGCUGUGCAAGAUGAAAUCUUCAAGGCAUUUGCUACAAUCGCUUCCCAGGAUGGCAAGGGCGUGUCUUUCGACUGGACGUUGGAUACAGACUCCCCGGCUGUCAAGUUUGACCAGAACUGUGUUGCAUCUAUCCAGGCAGCAGCGGAUCAUCUCGUUGGUCCAGAGCAAUCUAUGCUCAUGACCAGUGGCGCCGGUCACGAUACGGUAUAUACUAGCAAGCAUUGCCCGUCGGCUAUGAUCUUCGUGCCAUGCCGAGAGGGCGUCAGUCAUCACCCGACUGAGUAUUGCAGCCCUGAAGAUUGUGCCCUGGGUACCCAAGCUCUCCUUGAAGCUGUGGUGCAUUACGAUCGAUUACGGACAGAGAGUGAAAAUUUUUAG
This is a messenger RNA of Penicillium longicatenatum, 1389 nucleotides long. Its product is annotated as M20 family metallo-hydrolase. The transcript has 4 exons. Gene Ontology annotation, molecular function: hydrolase activity, acting on carbon-nitrogen (but not peptide) bonds, in linear amidines. The record is from RefSeq and is a predicted model, not a curated record. Lineage: Eukaryota; Fungi; Ascomycota; Eurotiomycetes; Eurotiales; Aspergillaceae. The coding region runs from base 1 to 1389 and encodes 462 amino acids.